GCAGCAUGAGUCUGUUGUUGAUUCCCAUCCCUGCAAGAUUGCUUUGUGCAUGUGUAUCUCUUCCUCCAUCUCUUCCUUUCCUAGACCUCGCAGGCAGCUAGGAAAGACAAGUGGGAUUUGUCCCUUUGGCUUCUGGAGAAGGAGACCCUCCCUUUAGAAAGAUCCCUGCAAUUGGACCGCUGCUGCAGCAUCAGGACCAGAAUGAGCUAAAAAGGAUGCAGGAAACUCAGCAUCACCAUCCCUACCGCAUCCCUUGGCUGGCAGGCCUCCUUGUGCCCAAGCUGGGCUUGCUUUCUUUGCCUUGCCAAGCCUUCUCCAGCCUGGGUGGGCAUGGCUGUGUCAGCGGCUGUCUUCCAGCUUAAAUCCAAUCAGGUGGUGAUGCAAGCCGAGGAUGCUCCUGCUUAAACCGGUAGAUAAUCCGCCUCUGGUCAGCAGCUGCUGGGCCAUGAGAAAGGGAUCACUGGGGCUGAGCCGCAUUCUGGACCCAAAGGAGGAGAAGUCCAGAUCUGGCACCUGAAGGAAGGAGAUUUUGCAUGCAAAAAUUGAAUAGAUGGAAAGAAGCCUGAGCCAAAAGAGACCUUCCAAUCCAGGCCCUCAGCUUCUGACUCCAUAGAAGGAGAGCUUUUCCCUUGGACUCGAGCCUGCGGUCUUCACUGUUUGCAAGGUUGUCUGCUUUGUUUGUUUGUGUGUGUAUGUGUGCGUGUGUUAGUGUCGCAUACAGUGUUCAGUGCAUCACUUCCAUCCAGGACACAGAAAGCAAGUGAGGAGAGGUGUGCCAUUGGUUGAGCUGCUCCGCGCAAGAGUCCGAGUGUCCAAGCGUCCAAGUUCAACACACGGUUUUGGGAAGGCCAUCUAGAAAAGCCUGUCUCUGACCCAAGGCCAUCUCUCUUUGAGAGCCAGGAGGUGAAGGAGGCUGUUUUCAGAUGAGGAACCACCCAGAAGGAAGGGACCACCGGGCUUCCUUUCUGCCGAAAUAUUCCUAGGCUCUGCAUCAGUAAGGAUGUGAAAGAUGGCAGACCAUCCUCUAGUUGCUUCAGGUCCUUCUGCAGCAAAGUCUUCUCCUCGCCAGCCGUCUCCUCUGCAGGGAAAUGAAGCUCCUGAUUCCCCAAAAUUAGCCAGCCCCACAGUAGGUUGUAGAAGAGAAGAGGACUGGGAAAGCGAACAUGGAAAUGAACUGAUCUUUGCCUUAGAUGAGGAAGAAGAAGAAGAAGAAGACCUUGAGUCACCAGACAGCUUUUCGCCAUGCGAAGAGGAACUCAGGAAGGAGGAAGACCACCAAACAGAGUCCGCGUUCCAUGUGCCAUCAUCCCCUCUUCCAUCUCCACCCGAAUUGGGGUUUGCGCCUCCUGCUCCCCUUGUUUCCAGCUCCCCCAGUUCCUCACCCCAAAAGUUAGCCCUCCUUGUCAACCCACAAGGACCCAAACCGUUGAUCAACUUGGUCAAGUCUGUUUCCUCGGAAAUCGAGGCUCGUGAUGGCUCUUCUCUCAAGUCCCAGCCAUUGUUGAGUUUGGUCAAGUCCAUUUCCACCGAGAUUUCACGCCUGGAGCCCGAAGUGACGCCAUCAAAAUCCGACUCCAAGCUCAACGUCCAUCGGUGGCGACAGAUCACCCAGCCCAAGGGCAAAAAUGGCGACUCGAGGACAGCACCUUCCUCUCCCAACAUUUCCCCUUCGGAGAGCAAAGGCAGCUUCUUCAAAGCUCAGGAAGCCAAAUUUGAGGACACCAAAAGGCGUUUCUCGGAAGCCAUGCAGGAACCCCUUAGCCGGCUCAGCAAAAUCAUGGGGGAGGAGAACCUGUCGCCAAAACACAAAAUGCACCUUUCUGGCAACCAUGCCCACGACACAUGCAAGGAGACUGCCAUUUUGGAGGCCAAGACGGAGCUCUCCAAUUCUGAGACUGACCAGCAUGGUGCCAUUUUAAGCCAUUCAUGUAGGAAAGGGCAAACGGAAGAUUCUCACCCUGCAGAAAAGAAGUGGGGUCCCUCCUCGAACUGCCGGUAUGAAAUUUGCUCCUAUGGGGAUGUCAUCCAGGUGGUGGAGAUGGGUCGGGACAAGAGCGGAGGUGCCGAGGAAAUCCGGAUGAUUCAGCCUCUGGACGUCCUCCGUCCCCCCAAAUCGUGCAGCUCUGUGCCAAGUAAAGCCCUCGCCUGCAUUGCCAUCUUGGCCUAUAACUACUUUGUCCUGCCUUUGCCCCCUUACAUUUCUGGCCUCUGCCUUGGCUUGGCGUGUGGGUUCAUUUUGGGCUUCCUGAUCAUUCUGCUGCUGGUGCCAAAGCGUCCCCUUUCUCCACGGAAAACGAAGACCCCAGAGGACAAUCUGACGCUGGACCCACUGCAUCAGCAGACAAGGGAACCCAACAUGCUUAAGGGAUGGAUGAACCAAAUGUACUCCUAUGAUCCGGAGAUCUACCACCCGUCUCUCACCCAUUCCGUGUUCGUCACCUUGGAAGACUCCACCAUGAAGUUCUCCUACCCCAAGAAUAACAUCCCUCGACGGGCCACCUUUGAGGAACAAAUAUCCGAGGCAGUUUUUGUGAAUCACCGGCAUUAUGAGAUAAGCGGUGCCAAGGUCUUCCUAGUCCCACCUGGUCUGGCCCGGAAGAGGAUGUGGAACAAGAAAUACCCCAUCUGCAUUCUCUUCCCAGACCAACUUGACCAAAGCAGCAAAGGGAUUGGAGACCAAGACCCAGACCAUCAGAGAGAGAAGAGUACAAAGAAGAGGGUGGCUCCAGGCCAAGAGACCCCUGUGAAGCAUCCGGCCGAAAACCAGGAAAGGACACUUUACCUGUUUGGCCGCACUGGACGGGAUAAGGAGGAAUGGUUCCAGCAUCUCGCCAGGGCUUCCCGGGUAGAGAGUAGUGAGCCCCACAAUGCCAACCUAAGUGAACUCCGGUCAGGUUUAAACCAGCUGAGCCCAUCGGAGAGGGGGACCUACAGUGACAGCAGCAGCCGAGGCAGCACAGAAGACCUCCUCUCUGUGGUCAAGCCCAAAGACCUAGUGGUCAACAUCCGAGAGAAGCUCCUCUUGGAUUACGACACGUACAUGUCCCAAAUCGUCCCUCCGGGGAAUGACUCCAGCCCACCUGAGAGCCCUUGCCUCAGCCCAGCAAGCAGCCCGCCCCCCAAAAAGAUCCAUGGGGAUGCGAACACGGCUGGCGAACCACACACGGCUUGGGUCAACGCGGUGCUCGGGCGGAUGUUUUGGGACUUCCUAAGGGAAAAAUAUUGGGCCGACCAAGUUUCAAACAAGAUCCAGAAGAAACUGGGCAGAAUCAAGCUGCCAUACUUCAUGAAUGAACUCACGCUCACAGAGCUGGAUAUGGGGGCUUCCAUCCCGCACAUACUUAGUGCAUCAAGCCCAACGGUGGAUAAUCGAGGGCUUUGGGUGGACAUGGAAGUGACCUACAGUGGCUCUCUGCAGAUGACCCUGGAGACAAAGAUGAACUUGUACAAACUGGGCAAAGAAGCCGUGGGAGAGGAGAGCGGGAAGACAGACAACGGCAGGGAAGGCAUAAAGCCCCGCUUGGUCCUUCUGGCUGACAGCGAUGCUGAGUCCUCCAGCGCAGGUUCCUCCGAUGAAGAAGAUGCCCCACUUGCCACUGAGCCCUCGGGAAUCCUGGGGGAGAGGAACACCCCUCUUGGGCCUGAAAGCCAUGUUGGGGGCAACAGCACCAGCCGGAAGAUCCUGCGCUUCGUGGACAAGAUCGCCAAGUCCAAAUAUUUCCAGAAGGCCACCGAGAAUGAGUUUAUUAAGAAGAAGAUUGAAGAGGUCUCCAACACACCGUUACUGUUAACUGUGGAGGUCCAAGAACUGACAGGGACAUUGACGGUGAACAUCCCUCCACCUCCGACGGAUCGAGUCUGGUACAGCUUCCAGACCCCACCCCAGCUAGACCUGAAGGUCCGCCCAAAGCUAGGGGAGCGGGAGGUCACCUUCAUUCACGUCACCGAAUGGAUAGAGAAGAAGCUUCAGCAUGAAUUCCAGAAAAUUUUAGUGAUGCCAAACAUGGAUGACCUGAUCUUGCCCCUCAUGCACUCUGGUUUGGACUCCCAGCCGGUCUCAGAGGGACUCCCAAAGGAUUUCCAAGGAGAAGGGGUGAAGAAAUGCUGAGGAGCUGCCCAACAUGUGGCUCAUCCAGCUUGGGACACUUGCUGGAUCCCACCAACAAGGCAAUUGAGCAGUGAAAGAACCUGUGUCCAAGUACCAACCAUCACCUUCACCUCCUUCUGCUGGUCGCUGUUGUACUGUUUCAGCUCCUCGGUGUGUUGACACAAGAUGGGAGAUUUCCCCCCUUUGGCCGUUUCACAGGACGUUUGCAAAGAGGAGACAUCCCAGGUAGAAGAAAGCCAUCCUUUUCUCUCACCAAAAGCAAGAAUUUGCAUAGCAUCUCAGUUCACCUUUUACUGAGAGCAAAACAAGACAAACUCCAAAUUAAGUCUUGUCGUUGGAGUUCUUAUCCAGGUUAUGUUUUGGCAAUCCAUGUUCGGCAUCCGUCACUUAAAUGCCGGGACCAUCAAGUCAAACUGAACCGUGUCUGGCAGAAAUGACAAGAGAAGAAGUCUUCUGUGAUCAGGUAACGCAGAGCGUGGCUGCUCCCAUCCUGGGUCCGUGGGGCAUGGAGAUCAAUACUGGAACUUAAAACCUGAGGUUUCUAAAUAGUUCCUGUCUCUUGCUUGCUACUCUCAGUCCUGAGGCCAGAGAGCUGAAAGUUUAAGUUACACCCUGCAACCAUAAAUAAUAUACUCUGUGGGCCUCCAUGAAACCUCUCCUACUGGGCUUAGCAAAAGGAAGAGAAAGUUUGGAGCCUCUGAGAGUCAAAACUAUGAUAUAGAUAGAUAGAUAGAUAGAUAGAUAGAUAGAUAGAUAGAUAGAUAGA
This is a messenger RNA of Sceloporus undulatus (fence lizard), 4874 nucleotides long. RefSeq names its product testis-expressed protein 2-like. Gene Ontology annotation, molecular function: lipid binding. Gene Ontology annotation, cellular component: endoplasmic reticulum. Bases 1010 to 4108 code for a protein of 1032 amino acids. The record is from RefSeq and is a predicted model, not a curated record. The transcript is spliced from 13 exons. Lineage: Eukaryota; Metazoa; Chordata; Lepidosauria; Squamata; Phrynosomatidae.